GUCUUCCUCUGCCGCCCAGGCUGGAGUGCAGUGGUGCAAUCUCGGCUCACUGCAACCUCUGCCUCCUGGGUUCAAGCGAUUCUUCUGCCUCAGCCUCCUGAGUAGCUGGGAUUACAGGCAUGCGCCACCACGCCUGGCUCAUUUUUGUAUUUUUAGUAGAGAUGGGGUUUCACCAUGUUGGCCAGGCUGGUCUGGAACUUCUGACCUUGUGAUCUUCCCGCCUGGGCCUCCCAAAGUGCUGGGAUUACAGGCGUGAGCUACCGCGGCUGGCCAGUUUUAAUAUUUUUAAUUUAACUCAGUAUAUCCAAAAUAGUAUAAUUGUAACAUGAUUAUUAUUUUAAAAUAUGUGAAUUGUUUAAAAAUAUGUGAACAUUCCUGUAAAAUCAAACCUGGGGUGAUAGGACUUGGGGUGUGUCCCUCUCUGGGGUUAGUCAGGGGAAGUAGAAUAAUUACAGGAGCAUUGGAGGUGGCCAGUCAUAGUCCUACCAGGCCAGGACACUGUCACUGCUAUGCUACUGCAUAGUAGGGAAACAAGGCAGAGACAAAACAAUUACAUCAACGUGGAGGUUGUUUGGAGAAGUCCAUGGAUUGUACAUCUGAACUUGAAAUGGCUAGUGGCUAGGCACAGUGGCUCACACAUAAUCUCAGUACUUUGGGAGAGUGAGGUGGGAGGAUCACUUGAGCCCACAGUUCAAGAGCAGCCUGGAGAACAUAGCAAGACCCCGUCUCCACCAAAAAAAAAAAAAAAGGAGGGGGGGAAGAAAUGGCUAAUGAUGCGGGAGACAUUUUUAUCUGAUAGUUUUAGACCAGAUUUUGCUGUUGUAGAUUGCUUCUACCUGUGAAUUCUUUGGCUGUAUUCCCGAGUGAAAUUGGGUCCUACACCCAAGGAGUCAGAAUCCCAUCCAUAUUUGUGGGAAACAAGACCCCUUGCUGGGGAGACUGGUCCACCAGGAGACCCUGUAGCUCAGGGACCUCGGCGCCAGUGUCCCUCCCAAGGCCUGAAGACAUAAGGCCAGCAUGGGCCCUGGCCGGCUGUAUGGGAGUUCAGAGCCAGAACAUGUUGGAAGGUCCCAUACCCCAACUUUUCAGCCAGAGGCUCACACACGCACAUUCAUAGCAAGGUUAAGGGCAUCAGCAGCCAGUGAAGCUGAGCUUCCUCCUCUGGAAAUAGACAGACGGUUGGAAAAAAAACUGAAGAUCACACAAAAAGAGAGCAGGAAAUCCAAAUCUCCUCCCAAAGUGCCCAUUGUGAUUCAGGACGAUAGCCUUCCCGCGGGGCCCCCUCCACAGAUCCGCAUCCUCAAGAGGCCCACCAGCAACGGUGUGGUCAGCAGCCCCAACUCCACCAGCAGGCCCACCCUUCCGGUCAAGUCCCUAGCACAGCGAGAGGCCGAGUACGCCGAGGCCCGGAAGCGGAUCCUGGGCAGCGCCAGCCCCGAGGAGGAGCAGGAGAAACCCAUCCUUGACAGGCCAACCAGGAUCUCCCAACCCGAAGACAGCAGGCAGCCCAAUAAUGUGAUCAGACAGCCUUUGGGUCCUGAUGGGUCACAAGGCUUCAAACAGCGCAGAUAAAUGCAGGCAAGAAAAGAUGCUGCCGUUGCUGCCGUCACCGCCUCCUGGGUCGUCCGCCAUGGGUUGCACUGCUGUGGCAGACAGUUGGACUUGAGCAGAGGGAACGACCUGACUUACUUGCACUGUGAUCCCCCUUGCUCCGCCCACUGUGACCUUGAACCCCAUGCACUGUGACCUUCCCCCUUCUCCCCCUUCCCACUGUGAUUGGCACAUCGACAAGGGCUGUCCCAAGUUAAUGGAAAGGAAAAGAGUGGGGGUUAGGGGAAGGUUGGGGGGACCCACCAAGGACUCAGAGAGUCAGACAGUGCCACUUGGCCACUUGGGGUAAAGCCAGUGCCAGCAAUAACAGUUUAUCAUGCUCAUUAAUUUGGGAUUUCAAAACACAAAUGAAAACUCACACCCACCCACCCCCAAGUGCAUGUCUCCAUCACUUAAAAAGUAAGUUCCAUUUGAAAAUAUCCUUUCUUUUUUUUUCUUCCUAUUUUUGUUUGUUUAUACAAAUAUCUGAUUUGCAAGAAAAAGUGCAUGGGAGGGGUUUUAGUGGUUUAAUGAAUUUUUAAUUAAGAAAGGGUAGUUUGGUAGUCUACUUAAAAAUGUUUCUGGGAAAUUCACUAGAAACAUUAACCAAUAGGAUUUUGGUGAGCUUAGCUUCUGUAUUCCUACUGCCGCCCAGAAAAGGGGCAGGGCUCUGCAGCCGCCAGGACAGAUGAGCACCCCAUGCCUAUACCUCCCUCCCCGAGCUAAGUCCCAGGGCAUCUGGGCCUUGCCUGGAGACUGGGCUAGCUCUGUAGGCUCGGAGAGCCUGGGGAGGGUGCCAACCCCACCUCUAGUAUUUUGGGAGAUAGGGAAAGUGAACCGACUUCCCCUUCCCAUACCCCUCAGGGUGGUUCCCUACCAGCCAGGCUUACUACUUCUAGAAGAGAGCAGAGUGCCAGGGAGUGAGACUGCAUCCCUGGGCUUAGAAGUGAAGGAGAGACGACUUGUUUAGUAUUUUGCCAUCAGCACAAGGAAAACCAGGAGAGAGUCUGCCUCCAGGACUCUGAGCCUUCUGCCUCGUAUGUUCAGAAGGUGGAUAGGUCUUCCCACUCCAGCAUGGCGUGAACUCUUAGGGGUCUGCAGUGCUCCAUCUCCAUUGAUGGCCCCAGCUCAGUAACUAUACCUGGUACAUUUCCUGUGUGCAAUCAGUACCUUGAAGGCAGAACAUUCUGAAUAAAGUUGGAAAAAGAACAGCUUUGCUUUGCAAAGAUUGAUGACAGACUGGUUCCUUAGAGGCCUAGGCUACCCAUCACCACUUUUUCCAGAGCGAGGGCCUGGAAUAAAGGCAGUUUAUCCUCUGUCCCUGGAGCCUGGGGUUUGCUUUGGCUCCUUGAGGUGGAAGAGACUAAGAGGGCAGCUGCCCAGGGCGGCUCUGUGUGUACCUGGCUCCUCUCAGGCUUCCUGAUCCCUUCCGUUGCACUGCGCCUUAUCCCUCAGCCAGCCAGACGACCUCCCUGCUCCUGACCAGCAGAUACGUUUCGGAGUGGUUGGUGUGGUUUUUGUGAUGAGGGCAGCACGUGGUGGCCAAGGUGGCAAGCUGAGUCUCACAGGCUCACUCCACCAUUGGUUCCCUGUGGGAAUGGUAGGCCAGGCCCAGCAAGCCAUGCCCCACCACGUCCUCUCCUCCGGAGGAAGGGCCAGCUGCCAGCUGAGUCAGCAGCUAGUCCAUAGCACAGCCUUAUAACUAUAAAGCCAGGCAUUGCCCAUGAGCAGAGCUGGAACCAGAGCUUCAGUCAGUAAGAGGGAGGAUUACCUUCAGGAGAAGGCAAGGAAGAAAAUUGGCUGCUAUCUUUAUAGUUCCACUGCCCUAACCAAGUGUCCACAUUCUAAAUGUAUAGUGUCCAUCCCUCAUGUAAUAGUGGUUUCCCACCCAAAGUGAGACUUCCUUUUAAUUGGAGAAGGGUAUAGAGGUAGUCCAGGUGGGAAGGCCAGAAGUGCUGGUUGCCCAGCCAUUGGGACCACCUGUUCUUGCCCCACUACCCUCUAGUGGGGGGCCAAAGUAAAGGCUGGCUGGUGGGUGUCUGUGGAUUGAGGAUGUGGCAGGGACUGGUCCUCCCACCUCCCUCUGGCCAAAGAUGGGCUUUGCCCGUUGUGUGCCUGUCACCACCCACCAGCAGUCAUGACCUGGGCUUCCCAAAUGGAGAGGUAGCAGGCAACGUUUUUAAAAAGAAAGAAAACAGGAAACUGUAUUGUGUCGGGGGGAGACGGAAGGGAGAUGAGGAAACGGUUUGGAUUUUGUGUGUGGGAGGGUAUUUUUUUGGGGGUAGUUGUCUAUAACUUUCCUAAGUGCUUUUUUUCCUUUUCUUUUUUAAAGUAAGUUGCAGGCUUUGGCUUGGAAAACCCCAGGGGGAUGGGGGCAGAAACCUGAGGCUGCUGCCCCUUUAUCUGCCUUCACGGUACUGUCCCCUUCCCCCAGUUCCUCCCUGACCCCAUGGGCCAGGCCUCAGACCUUCCAGCUAACCGCUUCCCAUGAGCCACUACUCUGAUGUCAGCCUAUAACCAAAGGAGCUGGGGGGUCCAGGCCUGGUGACCAACCUUUCUCAGCCCACUCAAUCAGGGUGCUCCCCACCUGCAGGCAGGAGGCAACACCCUAUCUGCUACCAUCAGCCCCUUCCAGAGCCCAUCUGCCCCGCCCAGCCCUGCCCUGCCCUGCCCAGCCCAGCCAUACCCUGCUCUGCCCCAUCUGGGGGUGCCCUGCUCAGGGAUGGGCUGGCAGGGCUGUACCCAGCCUCCCUGGUAAGCAGAGACUCAAGAAACCUCUGGGGUCCUGUUUUCUGGUCGUGUGAUCCCAGGGGUGCACAUGGGCCCCUUGGGUGUCUGAACAGAAGGGCAUGGGAGGGAGGGCCGCACCCCUGCAGUCUUACUCUGCUGGUGUAGCGGGCAGCUGCCUACUCCCACCCCACCCUGCACCGCGGGCUCCUGAAUCGGCAGAUUAAGCAUUUUAUAAAUUGUAUUUUAAAUACAUGUUUUAAACUUGUCA
Symphalangus syndactylus (siamang) is the source of this 4588-nucleotide messenger RNA. It is a transcript of the gene SZRD1, whose product is annotated as SUZ RNA binding domain containing 1. The record is from RefSeq and is a predicted model, not a curated record. NCBI's taxonomy places the organism in Eukaryota, Metazoa, Chordata, Mammalia, Primates, Hylobatidae.